CCCUCAUAUCGCUGGCCUAGUUAUCGACGUUGCUGUGGAUAACAUUUAACAUUACCUUGUAUUCCAUUGGCAACUAAAGUACUGCGGUAUACUGCACCAACACUACGAUCUUAGAUUCUACCGCAAUUGUCAUCGAGCAUCGCCGAGGGGCCGAUAAGACACAAGUAGUCCUCCAACACCAAAACACAAACUUCUUUAUUCGAACCAGAGGAUAAAGACUUCGAUUUCAACCUCGCCCCCGUACGAAAUGUCUACGGCGAUUCAAAGUCACCGCCAGCAACCGGGCCUUGCAUGCGAAGAUUGUCGGCGACGGAAGGCCAGGUGUGAUCGCGUCCGUCCUGUAUGUGGCUCCUGCCAAGAUUCCGGCAAUACGUGCCGUUAUGUCGACAAGUGGCCACGCGGAGGGCCAAGAAAAGGGCAGAUGUUAGCGCUUAAGAAUCUCGUUACUAAUCUCGAGCAACGCCUCGGCGAGCAGAUGAGAAAAGCGCAGCCUGACCAUGACGCUAUUCUAUCGGAUACUCGAAUAAAUCCCGAUGCCUCACUUGCAGAAACAGAGCCAGCGACACUCUCAACUCAUUUGGAGAACGACACUCUUGGUAGUGCAGCCUUUGAAAGCACUGGUCUCGAUUGCACGAGUCUCGAAA
This is a messenger RNA of Pseudogymnoascus destructans, 644 nucleotides long. RefSeq lists its product as uncharacterized. Gene Ontology annotation, cellular component: nucleus. Gene Ontology annotation, molecular function: zinc ion binding; DNA-binding transcription factor activity, RNA polymerase II-specific. The annotation marks the transcript as partial. Gene Ontology annotation, biological process: regulation of DNA-templated transcription. The transcript has 2 exons. The record is from RefSeq and is a predicted model, not a curated record. NCBI's taxonomy places the organism in Eukaryota, Fungi, Ascomycota, Leotiomycetes, Thelebolales, Thelebolaceae.